Chionomys nivalis (European snow vole) is the source of this 936-nucleotide messenger RNA. Its product is annotated as olfactory receptor 8G1-like. The coding region runs from base 1 to 936 and encodes 311 amino acids. The transcript has a single exon. Gene Ontology annotation, molecular function: G protein-coupled receptor activity; olfactory receptor activity; odorant binding. Gene Ontology annotation, cellular component: membrane. NCBI's taxonomy places the organism in Eukaryota, Metazoa, Chordata, Mammalia, Rodentia, Cricetidae. Gene Ontology annotation, biological process: sensory perception of smell; G protein-coupled receptor signaling pathway. The record is from RefSeq and is a predicted model, not a curated record.
AUGGCAGCAGGAAAUCAUUGUACAGUGGAUGAGUUUAUCCUAACUGGGCUUUCAAAGAAUCCAGGUCUCCAGCUGCCUCUCUUCCUCCUCUUCCUAGGAAUCUAUGUGGUCACUGUGGUGGGGAAUCUGGGCAUGAUCACCCUAAUUGGGCUCAGUUCCUACUUGCACACACCAAUGUACUAUUUCCUAAGCAGUCUGUCCUUCAUUGAUCUCUGUCAUUCCACAGUUAUUACCCCAAAAAUGUUGGUGAACUUUGUGAAAGCGAAGAACAUCAUCUCCUAUCCCGGAUGCAUGACUCAGCUCUACUUCUUCCUCAUUUUUGCAAUUGCAGAGUGUCACAUGUUGGCUGCAAUGGCAUAUGACCGCUAUGUUGCCAUCUGUAACCCCUUGCUUUACAAUGUAACCAUGUCCCAUCAGACUUACAGUUCCCUGAUUUCAGGGGUGUAUAUUAUUGGUGUGGUUUGUGCAUCAGCUCACACAGGCUUUAUGAUCAGAGUUGAGUUCUGUAACUUAGAUGUGAUCAACCACUAUUUCUGUGAUCUUCUUCCCCUCCUGAAGCUUGCUCACUCUAGCACUUACGUUAACGAGUUGUUGAUUCUAUGUUUUGGUACUUUUAACAUUGUUGUCCCAACUUUAACUAUUCUUACUUCUUACAUCUUCAUCAUUGCCAGUAUCCUUCGCAUUAGUUCUACUGAGGGCAGGUGUAAAGCCUUCAGCACCUGCAGCUCCCACAUCUCUGCUGUUACUGUCUUCUUUGGUUCUGCUGCAUUCAUGUACUUGCAGCCAUCCUCAAUCAACUCCAUGGAACAAGGAAAAGUGUCAUCUGUGUUUUAUACCAUUGUUGUGCCUAUGCUGAACCCCUUGAUCUACAGCCUAAGGAAUAAGGAUGUCAGUGUUGCCCUGAAGAAAAUACUAGACAGAAAAUCAUUCACGUAA